AUGAUGGCUGGUCCAGAUGAGACGUCAGAUGUCCAACCUACUGGCGUCAAACGGCCCUUGCUCGAUGUUGAAAGUCUACAGCGGAAGAAGUUCAAGACGGAAGAGCUGCCAUUGACCGCAGCGCAGCGCACCGCGAUUGAGGACCUUCUGCACGCUUUUAAGAAAAAAGGAGGAUUUGAUAAUGUGCGCAAGAAAAUCUGGGCUGAAUUUCACGACGGAGAAGCAAGAGCCGAGUUUACGAAGUUAUUGAUAGAACUAGCAGAGUCGGAAAUAGAGCGCGAACCGGAGCUUCUAUCCCGUGAACGAGGAAAAGCCGCGACAUUGAUAGAGGGUGCAGUUGAUCGGAGCGACGUCUACAAGAAAGCCGAAAAGCUUAUUGAUGCGCUGGCCUCAAAUCACCUGCAGUUCAUCUUAGAUUCUGUCAGGGAGAUCCGUCGUCAGCAAGUCGGAGACGAGCUCGCUGCGAAAGAGGAGCAAGCCGGCAACAAAACAGACGAGGAUUUCGCUGCGGAGAUAAGAGCUAAGCGUGAGAUACGCGAACGAGAAUGGCAGGAGACGGUGCGCAAACAGAGAGAACUCGAAGAGCAAGAAGCUCGUCGAAAGGCCGAAGAGGAACGCAAGAAGCGCGAGAUCGAACGCCAAAAGGAGGAGGAAGAAAGGGCAAGACGGAAAGAGCGUGAGGAGCAGCGACGUGCAGAGCGUGAGCGCCAGCGGGAAGAGGAACGGCGACUUGAAGAGCAACGAGAAAAGGAACGACAGGAAAGAUAUGAGCGCCGGAGACGAGAAGAGCGCGAAAGAUACCGUGACUGGGAUCGAUCUAGGGACCGUGAUCGCAGUCGAACCAGGGACAGGGACAGAGACAGGGACAGGGAUAGGGACAGGGACAGGGACAGAGACAGAGACAGGGAUCGAGAGCGCGACUAUGACCGCCCUCGCUCAAUAGGCUACCGAUCACCGCGAUAUCGCGAUUCGAGGAGAGAGAAGUCCGUUACUCCGAAGGAGCCAACGCAGGCGCCUCCACCGCCUCCACCGCCUCCUGUUGCCGUAGAUGAUAAGUCGCUGGAAGAGGCCGCUCUCCAACUGCUGCUUAAAGAGGGCGAGGAGCUUGCCGCUAAGGCGCGCCAGAAACCGGACUUUGACUUUGAAGAAGCUGAGGCCAUCGAGAACGGUCUUAAGCCCCCGCCGACUAAACCAAAAGGCGCAACAGAAUCGAGGUAUUCCAUUACUCCAUUGAAGUCCGCCAGUCCGUCUGUCGAUAUGGACCAACGCCGAAGGCGAGACUCGACUGUUGAUGACCGUCAUCGCCCGUAUAGACGCGACGGCAGCCGGGAGCGCAGCCGCUCACGGAGAAGAUACACACCUCGCUUUGAUGAUGAUCGUCGACGGGAACGAUCUCGUGAUGCUUCUAGUCGCCCGCGUGAUCGUAACCCUGAUGAUAGGGUUGCCAUACGGGAUUUCAGGGCUAACCGAUAUGGCGACCGUAGCUACCGCCCUAACCGCAGAAGUAGGAGCAGGUCAACUGGUCGUGGCUAUGACCGGGACAGGGACCGCAGCAGGGGUCGAGAUCGCAGUGCUGAACGCGAGAAAGAUCGAGCUCGAGAUCGCUCGCGUCUAACGGAUGAACGGGAACGAGACCGUGAUCAUCGCACUCGUGAUCGCAGCAGAGAUCGAGAUCGAGAGAGAGAGCGUGAUAGGGAUCGGGACAGAGAACGCGAAAGGGACCGGAAUCGGGAUUAUCGGCGUCGCAGUUACUAUUCUCGGUCUCGUUCACGAGCUCGACGCGGACGAUCGCGCUCUGUCUCCCGCGCUAGAGAUCGGAACCAAGAUCGGACUCGAGAUGAACGAGACCGACGCGGACGAUCGCGAUCUGCCUCCCGCGCUAGAGAUCGGACUCGAGAUGAACGAGACCGAGACCGAGAACGAGAUAGAGAGCGAAAUCGUGAUCAAGAACGACAUCGAGACGGAGACAAAGAACAAGGCCGGGUUCGGGAAGGAGACCGUAAAGAUGAGCGAGGAAGAUCCAGGUCGCGCAUUCCGAAUCCCUCUCGAAGACCGUCUCGCUCCCGACGGCGUUCCCCCAGUACUCUUGACAUCGACCGCUAUGUGCCCCCAACGAGCCAUCGGAGCAGAUCCCCCCGAAGGCGUGUCCGAUCUCCAGAUCGCCCAGAGCGAGAUGAUCGUCGAGGGUUCGUGGAGAUUGAUCGGUACAUACCCGGUAGCGAGCGGGAACGCGAAAAGGCUCGAGAUGGAGAGAAAGAGAAGGAAAACGAAGAAAGGAAAGAUAAAGGCGCGGAGCUUCCUGAUCGCGAAGCGGAUGACCGCGGGAUACGGAAACUUAGCGCCAGUCAAAGGAGAAGCAGGAGUCGAUAG
This is a messenger RNA of Aspergillus fumigatus Af293, 2370 nucleotides long. Its product is annotated as arginine rich protein. NCBI's taxonomy places the organism in Eukaryota, Fungi, Ascomycota, Eurotiomycetes, Eurotiales, Aspergillaceae. The record is from RefSeq and is a predicted model, not a curated record.